AUGAAUUCGACCGCCAUCUGUUCAGACUGCCUCCGGGCGAUGCGCCAGUCUCUACGCCCCGGACCUGCACCAAACGCAUUCCGAACAUGCGUCCCCAAAUCCAGCGCCCGAGCCUUUUCAACGCAACCUUCCCGAUGGCUGCAGCAAAGCCAACAAGGCUCUUCCGUCAGGAGCACGCCCGUAAAGCCUCCACCGACGGCUUCAACAGUGCCGCCCUCCUCACCUCAACCAGACUCCUCUGGAAUGUCCACCUCACAAAUGCAAGCCACGAUCCGCUCCAGCCUGGCCCACUCCAGCCGCAUGCAGCGCUUCGCCCUCGCGCUUCGCCGCGCCGCACCCACCUCCAUGACCGAAACCUACGUCGUCUACGGCUACGCAGAAUCCUUCUUCAAGUCCUGCGGCGCGCAGGCGCCCUACACCAUCCCGGAGGAGCUGCGCACGCAGAUCUACAGCGGGCGAGGCCCGCCCAAGACCCCGCAGGGCGAGGACAUUGGCGUGCCGGACGAGAGCGGCAGCAAGAACCGCGGCAGCGUGUUUUGGCACGAGCAGUUGGGCAUGCUGCCUACGUUCAGCACGUGGAGUCAGGUCACGUACCUGCAUCUGUAUAUCAUCCUGGUGCAUCUGAGGACGCUGCCGGACUAUUCGUCGUUGCAGAUGCAUCAGCGGUAUCUAAUUGAGCAUUUCAGUCAGAAUGCGGAGGAUAAGAUGGUGUUGCUGCACACGAUUGAGGCGAGGGGGAUUCGGAACCGGUACCUGAAGGAUUUGUUCAUUCAAUGGAGAGGGUGUAUCGCAGCGUACGAUGAGGGCCUGGUCAAAGGCGAUGCGGUGUUGGGCUCAGCGAUCUGGCGCAAUUUGUUCAAGGGCGAGGAACAGGUCGACUGGGAGAAGGUGGCGGUCGUGGUGUCGUACAUGAGAAGAUGUAUAAACAUGUUGGGCCAGUAUAAAGAGUUGGCUGAAAUGAGGGAUGCGCUGGACGGACCGGACGGAGUGUGGGCAAAGGCCAAGGAAGGGCUCCUGACGGUGGUGGACAAGCCCAGUAAAGGGAUGAAAGAGCCCCUAUGA
Molecule: messenger RNA, 1062 nt
Organism: Cyphellophora europaea CBS 101466
Lineage: Eukaryota; Fungi; Ascomycota; Eurotiomycetes; Chaetothyriales; Cyphellophoraceae
Exons: 1
Coding region: 1-1062 (353 amino acids)
Biological process (GO): mitochondrial respiratory chain complex III assembly
Cellular component (GO): mitochondrion
Source: RefSeq, a predicted model, not a curated record